AUGUUGCUAGGACUAUCAAACAAGCGGGUUGCCUUGGGCACCCUUUUGGCAUCAGCGGCUGCCGCAUCCGUUGCUGCCUUUCAACCCGCGAAACAAGCCCAACGGGCUGGAGUGGCUCUGAACAUGGUUGCCAUUGACCCUAGUACUGUCACAAAGAAGGAUUACGAAGAUAUUUGUGGUGUUUCCUUUGACGAGCAGAACAUGAAGGAUCGACUUCGCUCGACCAAGUAUCUCUACCCUAAGCACGUCGAAGUCAUUGAAGAUAUUGCGCCGAUUGCUGAUGAGAUGGUGGACGCUGUCCUUUUGGAAACUGGAGAUGCGUCUUGGCAGCCACAGGAUUUUCUCCCUGACUUGACAAAAGAAGGAUGGGAGGACGAAGUAAAGGAACUAAGAGAAAUGGCAUCGGGUCUCUCCGAUGAUGUGUUGGUGGUCCUUAUCGGUGACUUGAUCACCGAGGAGGCUCUUCCUACAUACCAAACUCUUUUGAAUACCUUUGAGGGAUGCGAUGAUCCCACUGGAACCACAGACACUCCCUGGGCUCGCUGGAGCCGUGGAUGGACUUCGGAAGAGAACCGUCACGGUGAUCUUUUGAACAAGUACCUUUACCUUACUGGCCGUACUGAUAUGCGCAGCAUUGAGGUCACAAUCCAACACUUGAUUACGAAUGGAUUCAACCCAGGGGCUCAAAAAGAUCCUUACAGAGGAUUUGUGUACACUUCAUUCCAAGAACGUGCCACCAAAGUCUCUCAUGCCAACGUGGGAAAAUUGGCCCGAAGAGAGGGCGACACUCGUUUGUCCAAAAUCUGCAACAAGAUUGCAGGAGACGAAGGUCGCCACGAGAAAGCUUACCAAACAUUCUCGGAAGAAAUCUUGGCCCGUGACGCUGAUGGCUUGUUGAUGGUUUUCGGAGACAUGAUGCGAGGACAAAUUACCAUGCCUGCCGAGAAUAUGUGCGAUGGAGUCAAUGAUCACCUCUACAACGACUUCUCAACCAUUGCUCAACGCAUUGGCGUUUACACAGCCAUCGACUACGCGGAAAUCAUUGAGCAUCUUGUGAAGAGGUGGGAUCUUGAGAAGAUCGAAGGGCUCUCGUCUGCAGCGGAGAAAGAACGUGACUACUUGUGUCGUCUCCCCGAGCGAUACCGCAAGUUGGCGGAACGUUCCAUGAACAAAGCUGCAAAGGCUGGUGUUGAGCAGGAAAAGAAGCCCUUCGCCUGGCUUCAUGGCAGAGCAGUUUAG
Seminavis robusta is the source of this 1239-nucleotide messenger RNA. Lineage: Eukaryota; Bacillariophyta; Bacillariophyceae; Naviculales; Naviculaceae. The record is from the annotation of a GenBank genome assembly.